AGUUUAGUCCAGAGACCGAAAAGAUAGUCAGGCUUGUAUUAUGGCUUCUUGUCCCUUCCUAAAGUACAUCAUGGGGCAGUCACUAUCGGAGCCGGUGACCACCAAGAACACGGCCGAAUGUGAGAACAGUGCCUUCCGCGUGGGCUCCAGCAGCAUGCAGGGCUGGCGCUAUGAAAUGGAGGAUGCCCACACGCACAUCCUGUCGCUGCCAGAGGAUCCCACAGCGGCCUUCUUCGGUGUCUACGAUGGCCAUGGUGGCGCUGGUGUGGCCAAAUUUGCGGGCCAGCAUCUGCAUCACUUCAUAACGAAGCGUCUGGAGUACACUGACAACAACGUGGAGGUGGCCCUGAAGCGUGGCUUCCUCGAUUUUGACAAGGAGAUGCAGCAGAAUGGAUCCUGGCAACAAAAGACUGCCGGCUCCACUGCCGUUGUGGUGCUGAUCAAGGAGCAGCGUCUGUACUGCGCCAAUGCUGGCGACUCUCGGGCCAUUGCCUGCAUUGGGGGCAAGGUGCGUGCCCUGUCCAUGGACCACAAGCCCACGGACGAGGCAGAGAGCAGCCGCAUCGUGGCCGGUGGCGGCUACGUCGAACUCAAUCGCGUCAACGGCAGCCUGGCCCUGUCGCGGGCCCUCGGCGACUUUAUGUACAAGCGGAACAUGUACAUGCGCCCAGAGGAGCAGAUCGUCACCGCCUAUCCGGACGUAGAGGUGGCCGAAAUCACCGAGGACUGGGAGUUUGUGGUCCUCGCCUGCGAUGGCAUCUGGGACGUGAUGUCCAAUCUGGAGGUGGCCGACUUUGUGCGCAAGCGCAUCGCCUCGGGCCUGUCCCCGGACUGCAUUUGCGAGGAGCUGUUGAACAGCUGCCUGGCAACCGACUCCAAUGGCACAGGCCUUGGAGGCGACAAUAUGACAGCCAUUCUGGUCUGUUUCCUACACGAUAAGAAAUACGAGGAUCUCGUGCUGCGCUGCGGCAGCAACCAGCAACACGUUGAUGGUGUGGGCGAUAUCCAUCAGAGUUCCAACGUUUUGGACGCAACCACAUCUCUAUUGAAUGAGAUCUAACAAUUACACACACAAUUGACACCCAAACACUAGGGGCUGUGGCUGGUUGGCUUAUACACAUUCACUUGAUGCAAGGGAUCACACUGUACACCCAUUUCAUUACGCGGUUGCCACACUGAUUUGAUUUUAUUCCAAAUUUCUCAGUUUGGUUAAUCAUUUAACCAGAAAUCAACACUCCAGAUGAACCGGAAAUCGCUCAUAAGAGUAGCAAAGUAAAAGCAUUUCAAUCCGCUGUCCACUAAAGUAUUCAGAAUUGUCAACACUGGGGUUUGGUAGCCUAUACAAACACUUGAUACUCACGAUCAUCCACGUAUUCAUCAUCCGCACUCUAAAUUGUCCAGUUGUUUCGUUCAAAAUUCUAUAAGUUCUUUCGUUAAAAAUCAAUAAAACUCAUUUGUGUGUUCGUUUCACAGGGAUCGUUGGAUCUCUCGUUUAAUUCGAAUAAAUGUGCAAGUUCUAUAA
This is a messenger RNA of Drosophila subobscura, 1522 nucleotides long. It is a transcript of the gene Ppm1, whose product is annotated as probable protein phosphatase 2C T23F11.1. The coding region runs from base 41 to 1060 and encodes 339 amino acids. The transcript has a single exon. Gene Ontology annotation, molecular function: cation binding; protein serine/threonine phosphatase activity. The record is from RefSeq and is a predicted model, not a curated record. Lineage: Eukaryota; Metazoa; Arthropoda; Insecta; Diptera; Drosophilidae. Gene Ontology annotation, biological process: protein dephosphorylation.